AGUCGACUCGACUCGAGUCAGUCGAGUGACAGUGUUCGAAUCGAAUCGAAUCGAAUCGAAUCGAAUAGGACCCAGAUCCAAACAGGAUCGAAACCCGCAUUGCUCCACAACAUCAUCUGGAAGGCAGCCAAUAGAAACAAGAAACCGCAGCAGCAGCAGCAAAGAGAUAGACACACCAUGAACAUCAUUGGCCUUGUCAAUCCAGCUUCUGUCUUGAACGAUGAUCUCAUGGCCCACAUCUUUUCCUUUGUGGGUGGUGGCCGUGGAAAGCAACGCCACCGCGGCAACAUCGCUCCCACGAUUCUCCAUCGUUCUGGCGAAGCCUCCAUUCGCCUGAUGGAUCUCCAAGAAGCCGGUCGGUUUCAAUUUUCCACAGUGGCAUUGGUGUGCAAGCAAUGGAAGAGGAUUUGUCAAGACAAUCUGUCGCUCGUCCUGGGUCCUUUGAAUGGAAACUUCUACACGCUGCAAAACAAGGACCGCACGGUGGCGUGUAUCCAGUGGAUGAUGCGAUACAAAUUGCGCAUUGGAGCGCUCUAUUUUUACCACGGGCAGCAAUGUCAAGAUGUCGCAACAAUCACCCAACUGUUGCAAGAAUGCGACACAACGGACCUUCAAAAACUAGCCAUCAAUUUGGACAUUACCGACGAGACACCCGAGCUGCAUCGACUCGUGGCCCAAAAGUGCCCCAAUCUACGAGAGCUCUUUCUAAGCGUCGACCAAACCAGUCUUUUCCAAAAAGACCAUCCCCUGUUCUUGGCAUCGCUGCCCUCGCUUUCCUGGCUUCAUGUCAACCUGACAUUCCAAAAAGGGGCACGAGCAUCCAAAGCACUCGAGCUGCCCCUCCGGAAAAUGCCCAACUUGAAAGACCUCCGGCUGACGGGGGGCACUGUGUGGGGAUGUGUGGCCGUCCACUCGGAAUCCUUACAACAGAUUGAUGCUUGUGAUCUGGUAGAUGGGUGUUUUGUGCGCUGUGAGUGUCCCAAGCUGGCCAAAUUUUCUUGUAGUGGCAAAAAUGGCACCUUCCCCGCAGGUAAUCCGCUGGCCUUUCGCCGGCGUACCUUAGCAAUUGAAACUGGAAGCUUUGCAGCGGGGGAUGUCCCCUUUAUUGGUAUGGUUGUGCCGCCGUCUUGUGUCGUUUCUCUUAAUCAUUACACAACGGAGCACUACUUCCAAGAACAUGCACACAUCCGAGGCAUCAUCAUGGGCACUUCCUAGCCUGUGAAAGCGCAAGAGAAAGAAACUCACUUUGGAGUGAGGGAGUGAACGGAUUGGAAACAGGACGGCAGAGUUUGUUUAGACUUGAAGCAGCCAAGAAACAAAAGAAGAUAUAGAAAGAAGGAUCUAAUCACAUAGCCUUGAAAAGAUAGAAAAGAAGAAGUCGCUUCAAUUUGGGUUUCUAU
Messenger RNA from Seminavis robusta, 1400 nucleotides. Lineage: Eukaryota; Bacillariophyta; Bacillariophyceae; Naviculales; Naviculaceae. The record is from the annotation of a GenBank genome assembly.